Molecule: messenger RNA, 1603 nt
Organism: Neocloeon triangulifer
Lineage: Eukaryota; Metazoa; Arthropoda; Insecta; Ephemeroptera; Baetidae
Gene: Papst2
Product: adenosine 3'-phospho 5'-phosphosulfate transporter 2
Exons: 6
Coding region: 269-1360 (363 amino acids)
Biological process (GO): transmembrane transport
Cellular component (GO): Golgi membrane; endoplasmic reticulum membrane
Molecular function (GO): 3'-phosphoadenosine 5'-phosphosulfate transmembrane transporter activity
Source: RefSeq, a predicted model, not a curated record
CAAAAAGCGAUUACACACACUACAUACAUAUUUUUAGCUCACUAAUUUCUCUCAUGCAUUUAUCCUCUUUUAAUCUUUAAUAGACUAUUCAAGUGAUUCAGCUCUAUGAUCAGUCGUUUUUCAUUUAUGUGUAAAAUUUCUGACGGAAUUCUAUAAGUUAAUGAAUUUGUUUAAAAAUGAUAAUGAAGCAUUCGGCACAAAUCUUACGGAAGGAAUUUGAUACAACAGCACCGUGAGGUCGGAGAAUUUUGACGUUAAGAGCCUAACAAUGUCCGCAACACAAAUUCUGAUUGGCGACGAGGACCAAAAAUCAAUCCGCAAGAAAGAUCACGAUAAUGAAACUAAAAUUGUAUGUUUCAACAUCAGCCACUUCUCUCAGCAAGUCCAAUUCCUUUUGUGCAGCGUGGCUGUUUUUGCAUUUUACUUACUCUAUGGAUACAUGCAGGAGCUCCUUUUCACCCUCGAAGGGUUCAAGUCAAUGGGAUGGCAACUCACACUGGUACAAUUCGGAUACUACACAAUAUUUGGAGUAAUUGAAACGAGAAUAAAAGAUGACACGAUAAGAAGAAUUCCGUUUAAAACAUAUUGCGUUCUUGCACUCUUGACCCUUGGAACCAUGGGUUUCUCCAACUCUUCCUUGGGAUAUUUAAAUUAUCCCACACAAGUUAUUUUCAAAUGCUGCAAACUGAUACCUGUGAUGAUCGGAAGCGUGCUGCUGCAAUCAAAGAGAUACGGCUUCCUAGACGUGUCUGCUGUUAUUUGUAUGUGUGUGGGACUGGUUCUCUUCACACUGGCAGACACAGAAGUUUCCCCUAAUUUUAAUGUGAUAGGUGUUGUGAUGAUAUCUUGUGCUCUGCUUUGUGAUGCCAUUAUUGGUAACUUGCAAGAGAAAUCGAUGAAAAGCCACAAGGCUUCUAACACCGAGGUUGUCCUCUACUCAUACGGAAUAGGAUUUGUCUAUUUGUUCCUAAUUUUACUAACUACCGGAAAUCUAUUCCGAGGAUUUGCUUUUUUCUCCGAGCACCCUGUAGAGACGUAUGGAUAUGCCCUAAUUUUCUCACUUACGGGUUAUCUGGGGAUUCAAGUGGUGCUGACCCUGGUGAGGACGUGUGGUGCGCUUGCUGCAGCCACAGUGACCACGGCUAGAAAGGCUGUCACCAUUGCCCUCUCGUUUCUGGCUUUCACCAAACCAUUCACUAUGCAGUACUUUUGGGCUGGAUCAAUAGUCGUACUCGGCAUUUACUUAAAUGUCUUCAGCAAGAAGCACAAGGACUUUGGACCAAAAGACCUUGUGGUGAUCAUCAAUAAGCUCAAGUCGAACGUGGUGAAACCUAAACGGAAAAUCAUUGCCAGUGUUUAAUUUUAAUUAUUUAUGUUUUCACAAUCUAUAGUGUAAUCACAAACUUGAAUUGGAAACUGAGCAGACACAAGAAGUAUUUUAUAACAUUAUAUUAUGUUAGGUUUAUUUACAUUCCGACAAUAUUUUGUAUUUCAGGAACAGAUCGUGUAAUUGUGAUUUAUUUUUUGCGUUGAAGAGCACAAUUAAUAUUGAUUUGACCAUAUUUUGAUUUUUUUCCUAAAAUAAAAUAUAUUUUUGAGUUAA